Molecule: messenger RNA, 4036 nt
Organism: Populus trichocarpa (black cottonwood)
Lineage: Eukaryota; Viridiplantae; Streptophyta; Magnoliopsida; Malpighiales; Salicaceae
Product: ubiquitin carboxyl-terminal hydrolase 16
Exons: 11
Coding region: 329-3754 (1141 amino acids)
Biological process (GO): protein deubiquitination
Cellular component (GO): nucleus; cytosol
Molecular function (GO): cysteine-type endopeptidase activity; cysteine-type deubiquitinase activity
Source: RefSeq, a predicted model, not a curated record
AUCCAAUUGAUUCCCACUCUUUUAAAAAAAUCUAUCUCAUUUCACAACAAUAACAAGAAGCCCUAAAAUCUCGAUCAGAUUGUCCGAAAACCACAGCAACAAUCAAAGACCCCUAAUCUUUCACACUAGCUCGACAUCGAAAAACCCAGUCAAGUUAUUUUUUGCUCAACAAACCCUCUUUUAACCCUCACCGUCGGUUUUUUUACCAGUGGCUUCGAUCUAGCAAUCAACCGAUGCAAAAUCGUCAGCGAGGACAGCACCUCCAUCCAUGUACAAGAUAAGGAGGUUAAAGAUCGUGAAAUUUGGUGGAUGCUGCUCAUUUUCAUAAAUGCAUGUCGAGGGGGAUCUAGGGUUUUCGAGCCUAGUGGUCCUUGUUUUCUGUGUAGUGGUUAUUCCGGUGGGUUGGUUUGUAAUUAGGUGUAAAUGGCGGGGAGUGGUUGCGAGAAAGGAGGAGAUCAAGAGGUUGAUGGUUUUAGCGGCAGAGGAAGCCGCCAGGGCCGAGUUUGAGGCCACGGUUUCGUACAGCACCGUUCCGGUUUCGUACGGCACCGUUCCGGUUUCAAAAAAUAAUUACCAGUGUGUUGUUUGUUUUUGCCCGAGAACGACACGGUGUUCCCGCUGUAAAGCUGUUAGAUAUUGUUCUGGUAAGUGUCAAAUUAUCCACUGGCGACAAGGUCACAAGGAAGAAUGUCGUCGUCCUCCCACCACAUACCACAUUAAUGAUGAUGGAGGCAAUCCUGGCCAGAGGGCGGCAAAGCAAGACCAACAUGAUAUUUAUGAUGGCAGAUAUGAGAAAAGACCAAUUGAAACAUUCUCCGUGGAACCUGUGGUGUCUGAUUCCAGUUACUCUCCUGGAGUUUCACUCUUAAAGGAUGAUGAUAUUAUAGUUGAUUCUGUUUUAGACACAGAGGGAGCAGAUUCUAUUUCUGAAUCACCAGGCACCUCAUUUUCUGGAUUUUCCACUCCUACGGGCUCUUCAUUUUCUGGAUUCUCUGCUCAUUCAAAUGGGGAAUCAUCUGACAGUGUUUCUGUAAGUGAGAGCAUUAGUUCAAAUGAAACAGAGGGAUCAGACAGACAAACACCGGCUGAUAUUGCCCCUGAUACACUGGAGUCCAGUGUGAACGAGGUGGCUACGACCAAACCAUCAUCUCCAAAGUUUGCUACUUUGGUUGAUUCUAUAGGUAGUUUUAAUAAAUUGAGUAAAUCAAAUCAUGGCAAUGACAGGGAGAGUCAAUGCUCAUCUAGUUCUUCAAGCCAUAGCAUAAGUGCCGGGAAUGAUGAAACAAUCACAAAACCAGCAAAGGUUUCUUCUGGUUUCUGGUGGAGAACUCUGGAUUCUGUUGGGCCCAGCAGUGAUGCUGGGGAUGGAUCUGCUCUGUCAAAUUUCAAUGGCCCUGGUAACAGCAAGUCAUCUAAUGACAAACCAUCCCUACUUUUCAAGUCCAAUCUAUCUGGAAGUGAUGCUCUCAUUUCGCAUGCAAAAAGCUCAAAGGUGAACAACAUCAUAUCGGAUGAUGCACCCCCUUCUGUUCCUGGCGUCAGUAGGCCUGCUGAUGGAGCAGUUUCACCAGAAAAGAAUGGCUUUGAUGCUCUAAAAGUCAAGAGAUCCCCAACCAUAAGUUUUGAAAGGUCCAAUCUUGUUGAUAAUAACUCUGGUGGAGGUUCAAAUGUUUCCAUUGAGAGUAAAUCUGUAUCAUCGUCCUCUCCUUAUGCACAUGUUUCUUUCAGUUCCGGAGGAGUUAAAUUAGAUCCAAGUGCUUCAAAAGUAUGCAGAUCUCAAGCUUUGAGAUCUGAAAGGUCAAAUGUUGUUGUUGAUGACAUUGUUGAUACUUCACAUCUAUCUAAGUACAGAUUAUCAUCUAGUGCUUCUCAAACCCAUUUGAAUUCUAGUGUCGGUGGGCAUUCAGUUUCAAGUGUGAAACUUGGAGGAAAAGUUGAAAAUGUUGAACCAGGUGCUGCUGCUACUUCUCAAAUUUCUAGCUAUUCUCCAAGUUCUAUUAAUGGAUUGAAGUCAUCAGUGUGGAAAGUUGUUGACCAAUUCAGAGGACCUAAAUGUGGGAGAUAUAGUAAUAAGGGCCUUUUCCCAUAUGAUUUAUUUGUGAAGUUAUACACUUCAAAUAAGGUGGAAAUGCGACCAUGUGGCCUUAUCAAUUGUGGAAACAGCUGCUAUGCUAAUGCUGUUCUACAAUGCUUGGCAUUUACUCCUCCUUUGACUUCUUAUUUUGUGCAAGGGCUCCACUCUAAAGCCUGUGUAAAAAAAGAACGGUGCUUCUCUUGUGAGUUUGAAAAAGUAAUUUUAAAGGCAAAGGAAGGGAAAUCUCCGCUUUCUCCCAUUGGCAUACUAUCCCAAUUACAAAAUAUUGGGAGUCAGCUUGGUAAUGGAAGAGAAGAAGAUGCACAUGAAUUCCUGAGGUAUGCAAUUGAUGCAAUGCAAUCUGUUUGCCUUAAGGAAGCUAGGGUGAAUGCAGUAGAUUCCUUUGAAGAAGAAGCCACUCUCAUAGGCCUUACAUUUGGAGGCUACCUUCGCUCAAAGAUUAAAUGCAUGAAGUGCCAUUACAAGUCAGAGUGGCAGGAAAGAAUGAUGGAUCUUACUGUUGAAAUAGAGGGGGAUAUAGGGAAGCUUGAAGAUGCACUUAGACGAUUCACGGGUACCGAGAUUCUGGAUGGGGACAACAAGUACCAGUGUGGCAGGUGCAGAUCUUAUGAGAAGGCUAAGAAAAAGUUGACAAUAUUGGAGGCUCCUAAUGUCCUUACAAUUGCAUUGAAGCGCUUUCAGUCAGGUAAAUUUGGAAAGCUCAAUAAAUCUAUUCGGUUCCCGGAGAUCCUGGACUUAGCACCGUAUAUGAGUGGAACUAGUGAUAAAUCACCCAUAUAUAGGCUUUAUGGAGUGAUUGUUCACUUGGAUGUCAUGAAUGCUGCAUUUUCUGGUCACUAUGUCUGCUAUGUCAAAAACAUCCAGAACAAGUGGUUCAAAAUUGAUGACAGCACAGUUACAGCUGUGGAACUUGAAAGGGUUUUAUCAAAAGGCGCUUACAUGCUUCUUUAUGCAAGGUGCUCACCGAGGGCCCCAAGACUGAUAAGGAGCAGAAUAAUAUCUUCUGAUCCAAAAAAUAAAUGCAGUCCCUCCAAAAUCAAGGCAACAAACACUGCAUUGAAUUCAAGAUCCAUGUCUAUGCAAUCCAGUGUUCAAUCGCAUCCAGAUUCAAUUCCUUCGGACAAUUUGGCCAGUGUUGAAUCUUUCUAUUUGAAGCUCCACCGGCUUCUGAGGAUUUCAGAAGAGGACUCAUCAAGUGACAAUUUCUCUUUUACCAGUGGCAAUUCCGAUGAAGCUUCCUGCAGUACUGACAGCACCCAUGAUUCUACAAGUACUGAUGACCUUUCUGAUUACAUUUUUGGAAGUUGGAACUCUUGGAGGAACACAUCUGAUUCAGACACUUCUUCAUCUUCCUCCCCUUUGUACUCAAGGUAUUCACCCCAUGCUGAUAAGAACCAGAAUGAUUCGCAUGCAUAUUCAAGGAUUGGGGGUCCUGAUCUUUCGGACAGGAUACCAAGCGGGGGGAGGAAGCUGGUGGAUCUGGAAGGUAAGAGGGGAAAUUCUUUUUUGCAUCCUGACACGACUGAACAAUGUAGAAAGUUACCAAGUAGUAAUAGUUGUAGGGAUAAGGUGUCGACAAAAUUAGGAUCACUUAACCCUUUAAAUGAUGUAAAAUCCGGGGUAUCCUUUAGAAGAUCAGUAAGCGAAAGAACAGACUAAGCAUUUCAUGACGAGGUAUUAAGUUAAAAGGGGUAAAUAAGAGUUGGGAAGGAGGGGGGCUGUAUGUAAUCUAUACUCUUGUAGUUGGCUUUGUUUUAAAAUAGAUCGGCCGUCACCAUUUUUUCAAAUUCCUUUCCGGGAAGUCCUCAAAGUGUAUAGUGCAGAGGGGGUCUUUUCCAAACCUUGUCCCAAAAGGGUUUUUGAACCCCAUACAGUUGUUUACUUGAGAACAAAUAUAAAAAUGAUCUGGUAGAUAUCGCAUUAUAAAUGCUUCUUUGUCAA